Molecule: messenger RNA, 369 nt
Organism: Macrosiphum euphorbiae (potato aphid)
Lineage: Eukaryota; Metazoa; Arthropoda; Insecta; Hemiptera; Aphididae
Source: the annotation of a GenBank genome assembly
AUGCAUAAGUGUGUAGUGUGUGGCAAUACACAUAAAAACACCAGGGUCAAUCGUCCACGAGUUAUUUAUCAUGGAUUUCCCAAGAAUGAAUGCAAUGAAUGCAUGAGAAGAAAAUGGCUUAAAGUUUUUGGAAUCGAUUGUUGUUAUGAUUGGCACCAACGUGUAUGUAGUGAUCAUUUUUUAGAAAAAAACUUUAAGCCAAGAAAAAAGCGAAUUUUAUUUUCAAAUACUAUUCCUCAACCUUAUGGCUACUCUUCUAAGUAUGCUACUCUUAAUAAUGAUGUUGAAACUGGAAAUAUAUCACCAAUGCAGUCAUCUACACUUACUACUGGGAAUAUGAGUAAUAAAAAUAUGCCGGUCAGUAAAUAA